GGAAUUGUGCGCUCAAUUGGUUAAGACGUGUCGACGGAUAAUUAACGGCUGUUGAGUUGUAUUUUUUUUGUUGUCGCAGCAAGUUCUUUGAGCCGCUCUUUGAACGGCGUACAGCGUGUGAGGCAUAGAGCAGAAGAACACAACAAACAAACUGUUGUCGUUAUUGUUCCACUUGGAGAGAGCGAGUGAUUUUUGGCUAUGAAAAUGAUCGGCAGCGAUUACGUACUGGAAGCGCACAACAUAUUCCACACCACCGAGGUGGACGGUGGUGGUUGUUUCAAUGGUGCCGGCAACUCAGCUUUGGUGCUCAAAGGCGUCAAUCUGACCGUACACAGUGGCGAGGUGAUGGCCAUAUUGGGUUCCAAGGGCAGUGGCAAACGCGCUUUACUGGAUGUGAUCGCGAGGCGAGCGGAUGGCGCCACUCGUGGCCAGGUGCUCCUCAAUGGUUCUCCGCUGAGUAAGGCGCUCUUCCAGCAACGCUGUGGCUAUGUGACACAAUCGUGCACCUUCGUUCCUGGCUUGACAGUGGCUCAAACACUCCACUACACGCCCACUAUUCUUGGUGGUUACCUUAAAAGUUCCAAGGUGCGUCAAGUUCUGGCUGAUUUGGCGCUCUCACAGGUGGCCCACAAGCGUGUGGAGUAUCUAAAUAUCAGCGAGGCCAGACGCUUAGCCAUUGGGAUACAGCUGGUUAGAGAUCCGGUCAUGCUUCUUCUGGAUGAGCCCACACAGGGCUUAGAUCCCUUGAGUGCCUAUUUGCUCAUCUCGAUACUCUCGAAUACGGCCAAGAAGACGGGCUGUGGCAUCUUGCUCUCGUUGGAGAAACCGCGUUCCGAUGUUUUUCCAUUUUUGGAUCGUGCGCUGUUUCUCUGCUUGGGCGGAGUUGUCUACUCGGGCGGAACUCGUGCAAUGUUGGAAUACUUUCAUGCAAUUGGCUUCCCUUGUCCGCAACUGGAAAAUCCCUUAAUGUAUUAUUUGUGCUUGUCGACUGUGGAUCGUCGCAGUCGUGAUCGAUUCCUUGAGUCCAGUCAGCAGAUUGAGGCGCUUGUCGAACGCUUUUCCAGGGAAACGCCCAUCUCCGAUGCACCGCUGAAUAAUAUGGGUUCCGGGAAGGUACCAUUAGCUUAUGGCAAGCCAGGUGAACUCAAAGUUUGGGUCAUGCUCUACUUAAAACUAUUGGCCUCGACAUUCUCCUGCGGCGUUGUGGGCAUGAAGACGCUCUUCCUGCGUAUGCUGCUUCUUCCCAUAGCUAUGAGCAUUAUGUGGGCUUUCUACACAAAUGUGGGCGAUGAUGCUAGUGGAUUUUUUACUCGAAAUGGAAUGAUAUUGAAUAUACUUGGUCUAUCCUAUGGCUGUGGUAUAUUGACUACCAUAUCUCUAUUUCCCAUUUGGCGCAAAAAGUUCUCGCAGGACACACCGGAGGGUCUCUACUCGGGCACUACGCUACUCGUUGCCUACAACUCCGUUUCCAUACCCUUCUCAGCGGUAUCUGCAGUCCUCGCCAGUUGUGUUGUGUAUCCCUUAUUGCUGGACACCAAGUACAACAAUGGCACUGUUUUUGCCUAUCUUUUUGUGGCCCUUUGGUCCAGCUAUGUUCUGGCCGAGCAGCUGAGCAUCGCCUUUCUACUGGUGGUUAAAGUGCCCUUCAAUGCGGCCAUUGCAGUGACUUAUGUCCUGGUCAUAAGCAUUGCCUUGGCCAGCGGCACAGUGCGCUCCUUCAAGGGCUUGCAACCCUGGCUGCAGGAUAACACCAAGGGCACUCACACACGUUACGCCUCCUCGCUGUUGCACAGCAUCGCUUUUCAGACCCGCAAGCUAAAUUGCACGCCCACCGCCUCCGUAAUUUGUCCCAAGCCGGCGGACUUUAUGCACGAGCGCUUGGGUCUGCCAGAUCCAGAUGAAACUAUUGAUGUGGCUGCAUCCUGCGCCUUUGCCGUUGGCUUGGCCGCCUUCAACAUGCUGCUCUAUUUGUUCCCAAUGCCGCGUUGCGUACGUCAGAAAUUUAAAGACUGAGCGCCACGACUUAAUUUUGUACUGCACAAAUUAACUUAAAUUUAAUUAGUAGACUUUAAAUAAUAUUUA
Molecule: messenger RNA, 2082 nt
Organism: Drosophila grimshawi
Lineage: Eukaryota; Metazoa; Arthropoda; Insecta; Diptera; Drosophilidae
Product: ATP-binding cassette sub-family G member 5
Exons: 12
Coding region: 199-2013 (604 amino acids)
Cellular component (GO): plasma membrane
Molecular function (GO): ATP binding; ATP hydrolysis activity
Source: RefSeq, a predicted model, not a curated record